AUGGAUAACUGGCUGGCCCACCUGCUCGAAGCCAAGCAAGCCCUCCUUACGAGAUGGAAGGGGCAGAAGCAUAACAGGAGGCUCCGCAAGAAGGAUUCCGAGGUCUACAGGGAGAUCGAAGAGCACUGCAAGAACCUUUGUAAGCAACAAUGGGAGGAGCUCUGCGAAUCCGUCGAGGGCCAGGAAACCAUGACGAAAGAAGACAUCUGCAUCACCGGCAUUUCGGGACGAUACCCGCAAGCGGACAGCUUCUCAGAGUUCAAGGAGAAGCUCAACGCGGGCGUCGACUUUAUCACAGACGAUGAAGCUCGUUGGCCCCGAGGUUUCCUCGGAGUCCCCAAUAGGAUGGGCACCAUUAAAGACUUGUCGCGGUUCGACGCGAGCUUCUUCAGAGUGCCGCCUAAGCAAGUGCAGCUCAUGGACCCCAUGCUGCGUCUUCUUUUAGAGAGCUCGUACGAAGCCAUCGUGGACGCCGGCUACGAUCCGGCGACGCUGCGAGGACGAAAGAUAGGCGUCUUCGUCGGCUGCGCGUUGUCCGAGACGAUGACGCUGUUCGGCAGUGACGCGGGCACGAUCGACGGCUACAUCUCGACCGGGGCGUCACUGCACAUGUUCUCGAAUCGAGUUUCCUACUGCUUCGACUUUGACGGACCAAGCUUUACGGUGGACUCGGCAUCCUCUUCGACUAUGACAGCAUUCAGCCUAGCCCUGCAGUCACUUCGCGCAGGUGACUGCGAGGCUGCCAUCGUGGGGGGCUGCAGUAUCAUACUCAACCCGCUCACCACGCUAACCUUGUACCGCUUUGGCCUGCUGUCACGAGACGGGAAGAGCAAGUCGUUCGACGAUAAAGCGGAUGGUUAUGUGCGAAGUGAAACCAUAGGAGCUGUGUUUCUUCAGCGGGCUUCUGAAGCACGCAGGAUCUACGCCAAGGUGGUUAACGUGAAAUCCAACGCAGACGGCUACAAGGUUCAAGGGAUCACCGUUCCAUCAAGCGGGAAGCAGGAGGAGCUGCUUCGCAGAAUGUACGCCCAGGCCAAUGUAGACCCGCUAAAAGUCACCUACAUCGAAACCCACGGCCCCGGUACCAACGUGGGCGACCCUCAGGAGUUGGCUGCGCUUAGCAGGUUCUUCUGUGUGCCGGAGCGCAAGAAGCCCCUCAAAAUCGGUGCAGUCAAGAGCAACGCGGGACACGCGGAAGCAGCGUCAUCAAUCACCACGAUUUCCAAGGCGGUCAUUGUCAUGGAGACAGGCAUGAUCCCGCCAAACUUGCACUUCAAGAAUCCUAACCCAAGGAUACCGUGUCUUAACGACGGGAGCAUCGAGGUGAUCAGCAAACCAACGCCCUUUGACGGUGGCCUAGUCGGUGUCCACGCUCUUGGAUUCGGUGGGACCAACGGUCACGCGAUUCUCGAGGCUAACCCGGGACCCCACGUGAACACCACAGCCCGAGAAAAGCUCCAGCUUCCUAGGCUGGUUCUCAUGGCUGGAAGGAGUGGAGACUCACUGGGGCAAACUCUGGACCGGUUGGAAGCCGAAGGUCCCUACCCUGAUUCUGCGUACGCCCUCUUGAACCGAGUAGGGCAGCCCUCCAUAAAGCAGUUCCCAUUCCGCGGCUACGCCUUAAUUCCUGUAGACGGCUCCCAGAAGCCCGUCACCAAGGUCGUCGAGAAGGUUCACCCAGCAAAGAGACCCCUGUGGUUCGUCUUCACCGGCAUGGGCUGCCAGUGGAACGGCAUGGCGAGGCAGAUGAUGGAGUUCGACGUGUUCGCCCGCUCCAUCCGCGCAUCGCACGACCUGCUCGCGAAGAAUUUCGGCCUCGACCUCAUCGACCUGGUAACUAGCGCCGAACCGCGAGGCGAAGAGACCAUUGCGAGCGUCCUGGUGUCCAUCGUAGCAAUUCAAGUUGCGCUCGUCGAUGUCAUCCAUGCUGUGGGUCUUAGGCCGGAUGGAAUCGUGGGUCACUCGCUGGGAGAGAUCGCCGGUGCGUACGCCGACGGGGGCCUCAGCGCUGAGCAGGCUGUGCUGUGCGGCUACUGGCGGGGCCGAUGCACCGAUGUGGGCAACCUCCCAAGGGGGCUCAUGGCCGCUGUAGGGUUGACUUGGGAGGAAGCUAAAAGGCGUGGGCGCGAUGGCGUGGAAGCUGCGUGCCACAAUGCGGAGGAUUCUGUGACCGUGUCAGGACCUACAGACGCCAUUGACGGCAUGGUGAAGGAGCUGCAAGCCGAGAACGUGUUCGCCCGUGUUGUGGACACAAUGAACGUGGCCUUCCACAGCACUCAAAUGGAACGCGUCGGACCUGCGCUGCUGAAAGAAUAUAAGAGGGUGAUUCCGGAGCCAAAGCCCCGCGGCAAGCGUUGGGUGAGCUCCUCUGUUCCCGAGAGCCGCUGGGAGGAGCCAAUCAGCGAGCACUGCUCUGCUGAGUACUUCGUCAACAAUCUCGUUUCACCCGUUCUCUUCUGCGAGGCGCUCAAACACGUGCCUAGAGACGCAAUCGUGGUCGAGAUCGCGCCUCACUGCCUUCUGCUGUCUGAAAGUACCUGCAAGGUCAUCCAGAUAUAUUCGUAUGAUGCGUAG
Molecule: messenger RNA, 2574 nt
Organism: Dermacentor silvarum
Lineage: Eukaryota; Metazoa; Arthropoda; Arachnida; Ixodida; Ixodidae
Product: fatty acid synthase
Exons: 12
Coding region: 1-2574 (857 amino acids)
Biological process (GO): fatty acid biosynthetic process
Molecular function (GO): fatty acid synthase activity
Source: RefSeq, a predicted model, not a curated record